AUGGAUGGGCAUUCCAAGAAAGUUUACAUCAACCCCAACUUCAAUAAGCAUAGUUUGCAUGAGAGUCAUGCAAGACAGCCAGCAGGAUUGCAUGUCAAUCCAGCAUUUCCAAAAUAUAUGCAGAUGACUGCUAAUAUGGCACAGAAAGGUACAAUCUACGUCAAUCCACACUUCAGACCACCACAGUAUGUGAAUGCACCACAAUAUGACAAUGUACCACAAUAUGUGAAUCCAUCUCAGUUUGUCAAUCCAUCACAUUAUAUGAAUCCACCACAGUAUACAAAUCAAGUGGCUUUAACUGGGACAAGUUUGAAUGUUGCUACAUGUAGUACAUCUAGCUAUAGUGCACCAAAACUCGCCAUAGUGCCCUCAAACUCAAACCCAAUAAAUGUUAUACCAUCAACAUCAGCACUGAGGAUGCAACCCCCUCUGUCCAAGUCUAGAUACAGUUUAGUAAGAAAUGAACAAAAGAGACCUGUAAACAUUGAAGUUAAAGAAAUACCUAAAACAACUAUAACAAUUAGUAAAUAUAAAUCUGUAACUGUAAAAGAUUUAAAGAAAUGUCUAAAUAUACAACCAGAGCCUCAGGCUCCGAUGAGAAUACAGAUGUCAAAUAAUAAUAAAGCAACAAAUGUUUCUUUGAAUUUGAACAAAUGUAAAAAUAGAUAUAAACUUGUUAGACCAAGAACACUGCCAUCGACAGAGAAAGAAAAUUACAGCAUAGCAAGCAAUAUAUCUAAACGAUAUAAAUAUGUUAGACAAACAUCACUGAAUAAGUCACUUGAAAAUCUUAAUAAUUCCACUAUGAAAAAAUACAAACACUUAACUGUUUCCCCUAGACCAAAGUUUGUGAGACAAAGUAGUAAAAUUGUAAUUGGGAUACUGAAGAAAAACAACAUACCUUGCCCAUUAUUCCGAAAAUAUGGAAAAUGUUUAAGAAAAGAUCAGGGUAAAUGUGAAUUCUUGCAUGAUAAGAAACAUGUGUCCAUAUGCCGGAAAUAUUUAAAAGGUUUAUGCUUCGAUGGAAAUUGCCUGCUCUCUCAUGACUUGUCUUCUAAGAAGAUGCCAACAUGUUAUUUCUAUUUAAAAGGAGUGUGUUCAAAGGAAAACUGUCCUUAUUUGCAUGUAAAACUAAAUGAAAAAACCACUGUGUGUUCAGAUUUUUUGAAGGGCUACUGUGAAAAGGGAAGUGAGUGUACAAAACGCCAUGUAAAUGCGUGCCCAGACUUAGCUGAUAAAGUGAAGACUGCCAGAACUUGCAAAUUUUCUCAAAAGAACAAAGACUUGAAAAAGUAUACUGCACCUAAAAAGGACGACGUAAAAGCAGCACUGGCACGAUCAAAAAUUAAGGAUGAUAAAACCGAACAAGUGAAGGAUAGUCGCUAUUACAAGGAAGACUUAGCCAAUGAUGAAGAUAUUUGUGAAAUCAAACCAUCCAGGUGUAAACUUGGUACUUUACCAUCAUUUAUAAAGUUAUGAUUUCUUAUUUUUACUUAGCCAUAAUAUAUUUUAAGGAUUUGAAAAGAAACAUUGUAAAUAGCGUACAAUUUUGUAAUGUAUAAAAUAUAUUUUUAACAUAGAUCUAAUAACAAUAAAAUGCUGCAUACAAAAGUUCA
Messenger RNA from Plutella xylostella (diamondback moth), 1616 nucleotides. RefSeq names its product zinc finger CCCH domain-containing protein 3 (gene ZC3H3). The record is from RefSeq and is a predicted model, not a curated record. Gene Ontology annotation, molecular function: metal ion binding. Gene Ontology annotation, cellular component: nucleus. NCBI's taxonomy places the organism in Eukaryota, Metazoa, Arthropoda, Insecta, Lepidoptera, Plutellidae.